Melitaea cinxia (Glanville fritillary) is the source of this 11694-nucleotide messenger RNA. It is a transcript of the gene Nipped-A, whose product is annotated as transcription-associated protein 1. The record is from RefSeq and is a predicted model, not a curated record. The transcript has 48 exons. Gene Ontology annotation, biological process: regulation of DNA-templated transcription; DNA repair. Gene Ontology annotation, cellular component: nucleus; SAGA complex; NuA4 histone acetyltransferase complex. Gene Ontology annotation, molecular function: transcription coregulator activity; protein binding. Bases 55 to 11622 code for a protein of 3855 amino acids. Lineage: Eukaryota; Metazoa; Arthropoda; Insecta; Lepidoptera; Nymphalidae.
UGUUAUUGAACCAUGCCGGGUGAAAAUUAACACGAGGGACACUAUUGAUAUAAAAUGAUGGCUUCUAUGUCUACUGGAGGUCCAGGGGACCCCCAUACCCAAAUGAAUACUUAUCGCAGUUAUGUGACGAUGUUAGCGGACCCCGGGGCUAAAGAUGAAAUCAAACUAAAAGCUGCACAGGAACUUAGUGAAAAUUUUGAGGUGAUUUUAAGCUCUCCUCAGUACCCGCAAUUCUUAGAGCAUUCUCUGAAAAUAUUUCUUAAAAUACUGCAAGAAGGCGAGCCACAUUUUAUAGCCGAAUAUAACAUACAGCAAGUUCGGAAAUUAAUACUGGAGAUGAUACACCGAUUACCAAUAAGUGAAACUCUAAGGCAAUAUGUUAAAAGCAUAUUGAUCCUUAUGUUAAAACUCAUGGAAAUAGAAAAUGAAGAGAAUGUGUUGGUUUGCUUAAAGAUAUUUAUGGAACUUCAUAAACAGUAUAGACCUGCUUACUGCACAGAAGUCGAUAUUCAUAAAUUUCUCCAAUGGGUUAAGGGGAUCUACUCGGACUUACCAAAUCACUUACCAAAAAUCUUUGAACCCAAACCAACAAUAAGGGUUAAGGAUUUGUCAGAAGUUAACAUAGAUCAACUAUUGCAAGAAACUUACACAACAACACCAAUACAUACCGAAAAGAAAUUAUUAGAUGGCAGCGUUGUAACUUAUAACCUUAUUCCUCGCUCAGUGUUAUCGUUAAAGGUAAUACAAGAACUGCCCAUUAUAGUAGUUCUUAUGUAUCAACUUUACAAACAAAACGUUCAUCAAGAAGUUAGUAAUUUCAUACCACUAAUCAUGGAAACUAUAACGUUGCAACCAGCUGCGACACACAGACAAUCCACAUCUUUUAAUAAAGAAGUAUUUGUUGAUUUUAUGGGAGCUCAAAUUAAAACAUUAGCCUUCUUAGCAUACAUUAUAAGGAUAUAUCAAGAUACUAUUGCGAAUCAUGCUAGUCUAAUGGUAAAAGGUAUCAUUGGACUACUAACACUAUGCCCUCCUGAGGUAGCUCAUUUGAGAAAAGAACUAGUAAUAGCUACGAGACAUAUCCUUGCUACAGAUUUAAGGCUGAAAUUUGUUCCAUUUAUGGAACGUCUCUUUGAUGAGGAAGUAUUACUUGGUGGAGGUUGGACAGUACAUGAGUCUCUACGUCCACUCGCUUACUCAACUCUCGCCGAUUUGGUACAUCAUGUUAGACAACACCUUCCUUUAACUGACUUGGCUAUUGCAGCUCACUUAUUUUCAAAGAAUGUUCAUGAUGAAUCUUUGCCAACAAGUAUCCAGACAAUGUCAUGCAAGCUGCUGCUAAAUCUAGUGGACUGUAUCCGCCAGCGCUCAGAGAGCGAGGCGGGGACGCCGCAGGGCAGGCAUUUGCUCAUGCGCAUUCUAGAAGUCUUUGUACUCAAGUUUAAAACCAUCUCCAAGUUGCAGCUGCCUGCGCUCAUGGCUAAAUGCAAGCAAAACGCGCUGUCAAACCAAAAUGGUACAAAUGGCACUAGUACCACUACUCCAAACACUCCCACCACUCUUGCCCCUAGCACAUCCAGUACUCCUGCUCCCAGCACUUCUACAGUUGAAGUCAAAGUUGAAGAAGAGAAACCGACACCAGAUUUUCUUGAUAGUAUAAGCAAAGUCGAAGAGAAAUCAAAAAUAGGCUUCCCUACUACACAAAUGAAUAACCUUAAUGUAGGCGACUACAGGACUCUAGUUAAAACACUAGUUUGUGGAGUAAAAACUAUAACGUGGGGAUGCGCUUCUUGCAAGACUACAUCAACUACUGAAGGUACACCAGCAACAGCAAUUCCAAGUCAGAAACUGUUCAGUGCCAAAGAAACUCUCGUAUUUAUAAGAUUAGUACGCUGGGGCCUACAAUCUUUAGAUAUUUACACAUUGGCCGCUCCGAGGGUGCCGGUACAGCCGCCGGCGCAACCACAUGUGCGAUCUAAAGAAGAAAAAGAAGUACUAGAACAUUUUAGUGGCGUGUUUUCCAUGAUGAAUCCUCAAACUUUCCAAGAAAUUUUCACAGCGACCAUAUCCCACAUGGUAGAAAGAAUAAAUAAAAAUCCUACAUUACAAAUAAUAGCUAAUACAUUUUUAUCUAAUCCGGCAACAUCACCAAUAUUUGCAACUGUUCUAGUAGAAUAUCUAUUAAAACGGAUGGAAGAAAUGGGUACCAAUAUAGAAAGAUCGAAUUUAUAUCUAAGACUUUUUAAACUAGUCUUUGGCUCCGUUAGUCUUUUUCCGACUGAAAAUGAACAAAUGCUUCGACCGCACUUGCACAGUAUAGUCAACAAGGCUAUGGAUUAUGCCAUGACGGCAAAAGAACCUUACAAUUAUUUCUUAUUGCUACGAGCUUUGUUCCGUUCAAUCGGGGGCGGCAGUCACGACUUACUUUAUCAGGAGUUUUUGCCUUUACUGCCCAACUUAUUAGAGGGAUUGAAUCGCCUUCAGAGUGGUCUCCAUAAACAGCAUAUGAAAGAUCUUUUUGUUGAGUUGUGUCUAACUGUACCCGUUAGACUAAGUAGCCUAUUGCCUUAUCUACCAAUGUUGAUGGAUCCAUUAGUGUCUGCGCUCAAUGGGUCCCAUACUUUAAUAUCACAGGGCUUACGGACCUUAGAACUUUGUGUGGAUAAUUUACAACCCGACUUUUUAUACGAACAUAUACAACCCGUCAGGGCCGAUCUCAUGCAAGCUCUGUGGAGAACAUUACAAAAUAACGAGGUUGCAAGAAUCGCGUUUAGAGUGCUUGGAAAGUUUGGCGGUGGGAAUAGGAAAAUGAUGAUUGAACCUCAGAGAUUAGAGUACCGAGAAAGUGAUGCUCCACCUCCGGCCGUCCAGGCUCACUUCCAAGAUCAACCGAAACCAAUUGAUUUUGAAGUUGAUAAGAUUAUAGAAACCGCCUUUUCGGCAUUAAAGUCGAGCACAACCGACCCCUUCUAUCGCCGGCAAUGCUGGGAAGUUCUCCGAUGCUAUUUGGCAGCAUCAUUGAAUUUAGAUGACGACAAAGCAACUUUGCAUAAGCUAUUCAGUCAUCCUAGUUUCCUCGAAGGAAAGAUUCCUUCUCAAAAUGGUCCCUAUUAUAAAUGUAACAACAAUAUCGUUAGAAACACACACCGUACUGCACUAACUGGAAUGUUUGUCGCCGCGGCUAUCAAAGAAUUACGGCAUCACGUUUUACCAACUAUGGUAUCUCUAGUCCGUCAUUACACGCUAGUGGCUAUAGCCCAAGAAGCCGGCCCAUUCGCUGGCUCGGGAGGUCCCAAAGAGGGCCUCGACGCUUUAGUGCUAGUUGACGCAAUCGCUGUAGUGAUGGGCCACGAGGAAAAAGAAUUAUGUAAGCCUGGUCAUCUGGCUCUCGUGCUCAUGAUAGAAACGGCGGCGACGGUCCUGGGAAGUAAGGAGCGCGCCUGCCGUCUUCCUCUGAUGGAAUAUUUAGCGGAGCGAAUGUCGGCGCUAUGUUACGAACGAGCCUGGUACGCAAAACUGGGCGGAUGUAUCGCUGUCAAAUUUAUGUUCGAAAAAAUGGCACCCGAAUGGGUCUACAAGCACGUGUUCACGUUCCUCAAGGCGGUUUUGUUCGUGAUGAUGGAUUUAACGGGUGAGGUUUCAUCGGGCGCUAUAGACAUGGCAACGGUGAAUUUGGAGCGCCUCGUGCGCGUAUGUGUGUCGGGGCCGGGCGGGCCGGCCGCCGCGGAGCCCGACGGCGACGUGGGCGCGGCGCGCGCGCGCGCCCUGCACGACGUGCUGCAGGAACUCGUCCUGCAGGUCACCAGCCCGCACCUUCUCGUUCGCCAGCAGGCGAUGAAAUCCUUAGAGUUGAUCGCGGAGCUACAGAAUAAAACCGUGACGGAAGUGAUGGACCCGCAUAGAGAAGUACUAGCGGACAUCAUUCCGCCUAAAAAACAUUUGCUUCGACAUCAGCCGGCCAAUGCGCAGAUGGGUUUGAUGGAUGGAACGACCUUCUGCACUACACUGAAGCCGAGAUUGUUCACAAUAGACCUAAACAUCAACGAGCACAAGGUGUUCUUCCGCGAGCUGCUGUCGCUGUGCGAAGCCGAGGACGCCAUGCUAGGGAAGCUCCCGUGCUACAAGGGCGUGGUGCUGGCUCCUUUACGAGCCUCGGCACUGCGCGCGCUCGCCGCCUGCCACUACAUCCCGGACAGGAACUGCCGCGAGAAGAUCUUCCAGGUGCUCUACAAGUCGCUGGAGAAGAGCGACCCCGACCUGCAACAGGCUGGGUUCGAAUGCAUGCAGAAAUUCUUAUCGGGUUUCCAAAUCGACAUGGAGAUGGUACAUCCAGUUAUGCGUCCGCUUUUGCUCACGUUAGGUGACCACAGAAAUCUUAGCGUGAAUGGAGCCAAGCGACUCUCAUAUUUGACUCAAUUAUUCCCAUCCACGUUUAGUGAAAAACUUUGUGAACAACUACUGCAGUUGCUUAAAAAACUUCUAGAUUAUUCCAUACAAACUAAUAGAGGAGGAAACUUUCUUCAAAGCGUAUCAAAAAAUAUGGAAAAUGAACAGAAAAUCAUAAUAUUAAUCGGUAUAUUCCAUCAAAUACCCGCCGCGUCACCGCGAUUCAUCGAUGUCCUUUGUCGUUUGAUCUUUCAUACGGAGAAGUCUUUAAUGAUUGAAGCGGGAUCCCCUUUUAGAGAACCCCUUGUGAAGUUCUUACUCAGAUACCCGAAGGAGACGCUGGAGCUGAUAAUGAGCGACGCGAACAUAAAGGAGCAGCAGUGGAGCCGCUUCCUCGUGUACCUGGUGAAGCACGGCGCGGCGGGCGCGGUGUUCCGCGAGGCGCUGCAGGCCGGCAAGAAGCCGCGCCUGCUGCAGCUGCUGGCCGGCGGCGGCGAGCUGCAGUUCCAGGCCGUGCGCGUCGUGGCGCUGCUCGUCAAGUUCGACGGCCACUGGCUGUCCGCGCAGCACGACGUCGUCGAGCUGCUCGAGCGCAUCUGGUGCAGCGACACCUACCACGAAGUUCAUAAAAAAGUCGAAAACGUCGACUGUACACAUUGGAAGGAGCCUAAAUUAAUCGUUAAGAUUUUACUGCAUUACUUCUGUCAUCAUCCGUCGAAUAUCGACUUACUGUUUCAAUUAUUACGGGCGCUUUGCGACCGUUUUAUACCUGAUUUUCAAUUUCUACGUGACUUUCUGGAGAAUACAGUGGCGCAAAAUUACACUGUAGAAUGGAAACGUUCCGCAUUUUUCCGAUUUGUGGAGCACUUUUCGAGCGAUGCAAUGUCUCAAGAGCUCAAGGCGAAAGUUUUGCAAAUGAUUCUUAUUCCGUGUUUCGCCGUUAGUUUCGAGAAAGGCCAGAAGAUAGUUGGAGGUCCGCCGGCUCCUUACCAGGAUAACCCGGACAACGUCGUGUCUGUUUUUAUAAACAAUGUGAUCGACCCGGAGAACCCGUUCGCGUGCUCGGACGCGGUGCGCAUCUCGCUGCUGCAGUUCGCGUGCCUGCUGCUGGAGCAGGCGUCGGCGCACAUCCACGACGCCAACAACAAGAAGCAGGGCAACAAGCUGCGCCGCCUCAUGACCUUCGCCUGGCCCUGCCUGCUGGGCAAGAACUACGUCGACCCCGCCACCAGAUAUCACGGACAUUUAUUGCUGAGUCACAUCAUUGCUAAGUUCGCCAUUCAUAAACGCAUAGUUUUGCAAGUGUUCCACAGCCUACUGAAGGCACACGCAGUGGAGGCGCGCGCGGUGGUGCGCGCGGCGCUGGAGAUCCUCACGCCCGCCAUGCCGCAGCGCAUGGAGGACGGGAACACCAUGCUGACGCACUGGACCAAGAAGAUCAUCGUGGAGGACGGCCACUCCGUGCAGCAACUCUUCCACAUACUGCAGUUGGUCGUUCGCCAUUACAAGGUAUACUAUCCUGUGCGCCAUGCGCUGGUGGGACACAUGGUGGCGGCGAUGCAGCGGCUGGGCUUUUCGGCCACUGCGUCGCUGGAGCACCGCCGCCUCGCCGUCGACCUGGCCGAGGUGGCGCUCAAGUGGGACCUGCAGCGCAUCCGCGACCACUCCGGAGACACCAUUGUGUCUACAUCUCCAAGCGGUGCUAUGAAAAGAACAUCGUCAGAUGAAACCGGUAAUGAACCCCGAAAAGCUCUCAACACGGGCUGGGCCAGCCCACAGGCGAGCAUGUCGCGGGUGGAACCCGACGCCGCCAAACCUCUCGACAGGCAGCAUGUCGACGUUGUCGUUAAUCUUCUGCUUAGACUCGCAUGCCAGGUGAACGACAACAACGCGGCGGGUGCGGCGGCGGGCGCGGGCGCGGGCGCGACGGGCGGCGCGGGCACGCCCGGCGAGCAGCUGGCGCGCCGCUGCGUGCUGCUGCUGCGCGCCGCGCUCAAGCCCGACGUGUGGCCGCACCUCUGCGAGCCGAAGCUGGCUUGGCUCGACAAGGUAUUUUCGACGGCCGAGUCUAGUGUCAACGCGUGCACUAACGCCUGUACGGCCCUCGAACUUCUCGUCUUUCUUUUGGGGGUUCUUCGACGCGACCAGAUACUCGCCGCUCUGAAACCGCUACAGAGGGGAUUAGCCGCAUGCGUGACGUCGUCCAAUGCUAAAAUAGUUCGCCUGACGCACAACCUGCUCGCCAAGCUGACGUCUCUCUUUCCCACUGAGCCGUCCGGAGCGGCGCAGGCCUCCAAGUACGAGGAGCUGGAAACCCUGUACGCCAGCGUGAGCAAGUACGCGUUCGAAGGGUUGGCGACUUACGAGAAGUCGACGGGCGGCGCGGGCGCGGCGGGCGGCGCGGCGGGCGGCGCGGGCGCGCUGCUGGGCCCGCUCAUGAUGCUGAAGGCGUGCUGCGCCUCCAGCGCCGGCUACGUGGACCGCCUGCUGCUGCCGCUCAUGCGCGUGCUGCAGCGCAUGGCGCGCGACCACGUGGCGCCCAGCCCGGACGCCGCCACCUCCGACCUCCUGAUCUUGGCACUCGACCUCUUAAAAGCCCGCGUGUCUGUGAUGACUGUAGAAACGAGGAAAACGUUCAUUGGCACGAUACUCGUUGGGCUCAUAGAAAAAACCAAUGAUGCUAAAGUUAUGAAAGCGAUAACUCGCAUGGUAGAAGAAUGGGUAAAAUGGAAGGGUGCGGCAGCCGUAGCGGCGCCGUCUUUGCGCGAAAAAUCUAUACUGCUCGUGAAGCUCAUGCAGUACGUCGAGAAGAGGUUCCCCGACGACCUCGAGCUCAACGCCCACUUCCUAGACCUCAUCAACUACGUGUACAGAGAUGAAACAUUGAAAGAGUCAGAAUUGUCAACAAAAUUAGAGCCAGCCUUCCUGGCUGGUUUGCGAUGUCCGCAGCCUCAUAUUCGUGCAAAGUUCUUUGAAGUGUUCGAUGGCAGCGUACGUCGUCGUAUAUACGACCGUCUGAUUUAUAUAAUGUGCUCUCAAAAUUGGGAACACAUCGGACAGCAUUUCUGGAUUAAACAAUGUUUAGAGUUAUUACUUGUGACUUGUGUCCCCACUUCUCAAAUUCGAUUAUCGAAUUCAAAAUAUCUUCUUCCGAACAUAACGGCAGUAAUCAAUUGGGCGGAUAGCGAAGAAAGAAAGUCCUUUGUAAUAUUUAGCAAUGUAAAAGAAGAAACUGCGGAUGGAUACAGUGACUCACUCGAUCCUGAUAAAGAGGAUGUACUAGAUAUGGAUUUAGACUCGAAUUCAAAUCCGAAAGAUGAUUUGACUAAAAAUGUUCCAAACAGACAACGCGCGCUGGCGCAGAUCGUGAACAAGCAGUCGGAGUUCCUGGAGCUGGCGCGGCGCGUGCGCACGGAGCAGCUGGUGGUGGCGGCGGCGCAGCUGGCGCACAUGGACGACGCGCUGGCGCACCACAUGUGGCUGCGCCUGCUGCCCGCGCUCUGGGCCGCCUUCGACGAGCGCCAGCUGGCGACGAUAAUGGCUGAAACUACGCCGUUUUUAAUAUCGGGAAUUCACGUCGUCCAGAGAGAUCAACCGUUGAGUGCCCUUAACACUUUUAUCGAAGCACUCGCUCGAUGCAACCCGCCGGUCGUUUUAAAACCGCCUAUGAUGAAGUAUCUUGGCAAGACGCAUAAUUUGUGGCAUCGUAUGACACUUAAUCUGGAACAAAUGGCUAUAGACCAAGCCAGUGGUCGAACCGUCAAAGAUGCGAUAGAGGUCUACGAUUAUGAAGUUGAAACGACUACGCCUACCGAGGUUUUAGAUUCAUUAAGUGACAUGUAUGAAUUACUUCAAGAGGAAGACAUGUGGUCUGGACUCUGGUUAAAACAUGCUAGAUAUCGGGAAACAAAUAUUGCUAUCGCUUAUGAACAGCAAGGCUUCUUUGAGCAGGCACAGGGUGCCUACGACGUCGCUAUGGGUAAACUAAAACAAGAAUAUUCUACAAAUCCGUCGUCUUAUAACAUGCACAAGGAAUGUAAUCUGUGGUCUCAACAUUGGUUGAAAUGUGCGAAGGAGCUCAAUCAAUGGGACUCAUUACUGGAUCUCGGAUUGUCGCGAAGCUCUCGAGAUCCAUUUUUGAUAUUGGAAAGUUCAUGGAGGAAUCCGAAUUGGCCGACUAUGAAGGAAGCACUCGCUGAAGUCGAGUUUAACAGUCCGAAGGAAUUGUCGUGGCUGGUGAACCUGUACCGCGGCUACCUGUGCAUCUGCGCCGGUGGCGAACAGCAACUGAGCGGCGUGGAGCGGCACGCGGAGGCGGCGGCGGCGCAGUGCCUGCGCGAGUGGCGCCGCCUGCCGCGCCUCGUGUCGCACGCGCACCUGCCGCUGCUCCGCGCCGCGCAGCAGCUCAUGGAGCUCAGCGAGGCCGCGCAGAUCCACACCGGUCUGCUACACAGUCGGCCGACUUCGCUGCACGACAUGAAGGCCAUAGUGAAGACGUGGCGCAACCGGCUGCCCGUGGUGGCCGACCCGCUGUCGCACUGGGGCGCCAUCUUCACCUGGCGCCAGCACCACUACCAGUUCAUCGCCUCGCACUACGACUCGCAGACCGACCACGCCUCUAACCACAGCAUGCUUGGCGUACAUGCUAGUGCGCAGGCCAUCAUACAUUUUGCUAAAAUAGCGAGAAAGCACAAUCUCUCCGGCGUUUGUCUAGAUUCAUUACAUCGCAUAUACACGAUUCCGAGCGUUCCCAUAGUAGACUGCUUCCAGAAGAUACGACAGCAAGUCAAAUGCCACAUACAGAUGUCUUGGACUGAGGGCAAGGACGAAUUGCAAGAGGGAUUGGACAUGAUAGAAUCCACUAACUUUAAAUAUUUCACGAAAGAAAUGACAGCAGAGUUCUAUGCAUUCAAAGGAUUGCUGUUAGCUCAGUUGGGCAGAUCGGACGACGCGAACAAGGCGUUCGCGGCGGCGGUGCAGUUACAUGAUACCCUUGUAAAGGCUUGGGCACUGUGGGGAGAUUAUUUGGAACAGAUUUUCAUACGAGACCCUCGUCAGACACAAGUCGGCGUGUCCGCUAUGACCUGUUUCCUCCACGCUUGUAGACAUCAAAAUGAAUCUAAGUCUAGAAAAUAUUGCGCUAAGGUUCUCUGGAUGUUAAGUUAUGACGAUGAAAAGAACAGCCUUGCAGAGGCUUUGGACAAAUACUCAGUUGGCGUGCCGCCCGUACAGUGGCUGCCGUGGAUCCCGCAGCUGUUGGCAGCUCUUGUGCAGUAUGAUGGCAACGUCAUAUUGAACCUUCUGAGCCACGUGGGUCGUUUGUACCCUCAAGCAGUGUACUUCCCGAUCCGCACGCUGUACCUUACGCUUAAGAUCGAACAACGCGAGCGCCACAAGAGCGCCGAGAGCCUCGCGCACCAGCCCGCCGCUGGCGCUGCUGCCACGCCGUCGAAGGCGGGCGAGGGCCCGGCGGCGGGCGGCGCGGCGGGCGCGGCCGAGGCGGGCCCCAUCAAGGCCACGCUGCCCAUGUGGCGCUGCUCCAAGAUCAUGCAGCUGCAGCGCGAGAUCCACCCCACCGUGCUCUCCUCGCUCGAGGGCAUCGUGGACCAGAUGGUAUGGUUCCGCGAGAACUGGUACGAGGAGGUGCUGCGGCAGCUCCGCGCGGGGCUCGCCAAGUGCUACGUCGUGGCCUACCACCACCGCUCCGCCGUCUCCACCGCCACCGUCACUCCGCACACGCUCAACUUCAUCAAGAAGGUCGUGUCCACCUUCGGCAUUGGCAUCGGGAUAAAAAGUGUUUCAAGUUCUGUAAGUGGUGCAUUCUCUUCAGCUGCCUCGGAGAGCCUCGCGAGGCGCGCGCAGGCCACCGUGCAGGACCCCGUCUUCCAGAAGAUGAAGACUCAGUUCACUGCUGAUUUUGACUUCACUCAACCCAACGCUAUGAAAUUACAGAACCUUAUACAAAAACUUAGGAAGUGGGUCAAGAUUCUCGAGGCCAAAACAAAGGUUCUGCCCAAAUCAUUCCUUAUCGAAGAAAAAUGUAGAUUCUUAUCAAACUUCAGUUUGAAGACGGCCGAAAUUGAACUUCCAGGCGAAUUUCUGUUGCCCAAGCAUUCACAUUACCACGUAAAAAUAGCACGCUUCAUGCCGCGCGUGGAAAUAGUUCAGAAACACAAUACCUCUGCACGUAGACUAUACAUACGGGGACACAACGGAAAGAUAUACCCGUAUCUCGUGGUGAACGAUUCCGGACUAGGAGACGCUAGAAGAGAAGAACGCGUCCUUCAACUGCUCAGGAUGCUCAACCACUACCUCGCCAAGCAGAAAGAAACUUCGAGACGAUUUUUACACUUCACCGUGCCGCGAGUCGUAUCCGUUUCGCCUCAGAUGCGUCUCGUGGAGGACAACCCCAGCUCCAUAUCGCUGUUAGACAUAUACCGCACCGAGUGCGCCAACAGAGGUGUGGAGUACGAUGCUCCCAUAGCUCGUUACUACGAAAGAUUAGCUGCCGUUCAAGCUCGAGGAUCACAAGCGUCUCACCAAGUUCUGCGCGACAUAUUACGAGAAGUGCAGGCCACGAUGGUGCCGCGCGCGCUGCUGCGCUCGUGGGCGGCGCGCACGUUCGCCGCGCCCGCCGACUACUGGACGUUCCGCAAGCUGCUCACGCUGCAGCUGGCGCUGGCCGCCGCCGCCGAGUACGCGCUGCACCUCACGCGCCUGCCGCCCGACGCGCUCUACGUGCACCACGACUCGGGCCUGCUCAACGUCGCCUACUUCAAGUUCGACGUCGACGACACCACGGGCGAACUGGACGGCAACAGACCGGUGCCGUUCCGCCUGACGCCGAACAUUGCCGAGCUCCUGACCAACAUCGGCAUCACCGGCCCUCUCACGGCCUCUGCUAUCGCCGUCGCUCGUUGCCUCGUCACACCUAAUUUCAAGAUUCAGUCGAUCUUACGAACAAUUUUACGCGACGAAAUGGUUACCGGCUACAGAAAACGCCUCGAGGAUAAAUCCGGACUGUCGACAGCUGGAACUUCCGCUGACAAAUCGAUGGAGAUGGACAAUGAAACUAUUAUCAAUAUGGUGACAAAAGCCGUUACGGUUAUUAUGAAUCGCCUGAACUCUCUCGCCUCGUUCGACGGACCCGAUAGCAAAGUUGCUACACUGGUGGCUGCGGCCAUGAGCCCCGACAAUUUGUGUCGAAUGGAUCCCGCUUGGCAUCCUUGGUUGUAAGCUUUUCUUAUAUAAAUCUUCCUUUAAUGUAAAAGUAUUUGUUUUUGUAUAUUUAAUCUAUUUCUAUCUAAA